Cornus florida is the source of this 1104-nucleotide messenger RNA. RefSeq names its product bifunctional bis(5'-adenosyl)-triphosphatase/adenylylsulfatase FHIT. The record is from RefSeq and is a predicted model, not a curated record. NCBI's taxonomy places the organism in Eukaryota, Viridiplantae, Streptophyta, Magnoliopsida, Cornales, Cornaceae. The transcript is spliced from 5 exons. The coding region runs from base 31 to 681 and encodes 216 amino acids. Gene Ontology annotation, molecular function: catalytic activity.
CAUCAUUCUGAGAAAGCAGUUCUAAAGUAAAUGGUGGCAAAGUUGCUUUUGCCUUCACUCUCUUCCGCGGGGUUUAUUGCACUGUGCUCAUCCAGAGGCCUCCGCCCCAUCGCCACCUCCGCCGCCAUCAACACCACAAAGGCCGCCUCUGGUCAUCGCUUCCACACAAUCAGAGCCUCGUCUUCGUCCAGUUACAUACACCGAAAGAUGGAGUCGGAGUAUUACACAUUCGGACCUUACAAGAUUCACCACAAAGAAGUCUUCUACUCUACCGAUCUCUCCUACGCCAUGGUCAACCUUCGCCCUAUUAUUCCUGUACAUGUGCUUGUUUGCCCAAGGCGUGAAGUGAAGCGCUUUAUUGAUCUCACAGUUGACGAGACCAGUGAUUUAUGGCUUACAGCACAAAAGGUUGGCAGUCGGCUUGAAUACCACCACAAAGCAUCUUCACUUACACUUACAAUCCAAGAUGGCCCCCAGGCAGGGCAGACUGUUCCUCAUGUUCAUAUCCACAUCAUCCCACGUAAAGGUGGUGACUUCGAGAAAAAUGACGAAAUCUAUGAUGCUAUAGACGAGAAGGAGAAGGAACUAAAACAGAAGCUCGACUUGGAUAAGGAAAGGAAGGACCGCAGUCCUGAAGAAAUGUGUCAAGAGGCACAUGAAUACAGAUUGCUUUUCUCAUAGAUGUCUCAAUAGGCCGCUGUUGUAGCCACCAAUAAAUACGUAUGCCAAAGCAAUGGCUGUUUUGUGCCAUUGUACCAACUACUUCCAUAGUUGUACAUUGCUUUGGUUAUAGGGACACAGUUUAAUAUUUACUGGUGAUGCAAUAUAUAGUUUAUUCAGUUCCUAGCAAGUCACCUCCUAGCACAUUUGAUGAGUAUCUUGGCCAAUUGAAUAAUGAACUUAUUUUCAGAAAUAGGUUCAAGUAUAUUAUUAGAUUUUAAAUUUUCAGUUCGUUGGCAGUUGAGGUGCUUUUGGUUGUAUGUAACCUUCUUUCAGCAGCACAAAAGAGAUUGUAUUUUUUAUUUGCUUCAGGUGUAUUCCCUUGCUUUCAGCAUAUGUUUCUGUCACCACUAUGGUCUAUGGAGUACUUUGCUUUCCUCUCUC